CUCUGAGAUGACAACAGUCACAUUUGUCUUCCUAACACUCUUCAUUUGGGUUUUGUCAUGUGACACAUGGCUCAACCUGGACCAGUAUGAGCAUUAUGAAGAAACAAAGGCCUUUGCUGCAUUGUGUAAAAAUGUUGCCAUUCAUGACAAUGACAACACAAAACUAACACAGACAUGUGACAGAAUUUCUGAAAUGAGUGUUGGCUCUAAUAAUAUUUUCACACAAGAGAUCAAAACAGACUGUACAGUUUAUGUGGAUCUGGCUUUGAACUGCAUGGCCUCCAAUGGAUGUGUACACCUGCUUCAAGAAUAUAGGUACACUGUGAAAGAAGAUAAGGAAAGCAAGCAUGUACAUAAAUGUAGAAUUCUGCAGUUCUUGGUAUAUUUGCUGUCCAAGACCAACUGUGUUCUACACGUGACACAGCAGAUGUCAUCCAAGGUCUAUUCAACACACUACCCAAAAGAAGUGUUUCUAACACCAGCAGAUGGCGUCAGAGUUACUGUUUACACGGGCAAAAUUGUGCAGCCAACAGAUUCCAGUAAAUGGGUGGGCAAAAUUUUUCAGGCAGCUCUGUUGCUGUUUGCGAUGCACAUGACAAGAAUAGACAUGUCAUCAAGCAGAGUCAGCCUGCAUCAUAACUGCAACUUUUCACCAUCAGUCAACAUGUACCAGCCAUCUCAGUGGUGUAUAAUACUUGCAUGCUUGACCAGUGUAGUGGGGAGAACUGUUCAUGUAUUAAUUAUCUUCAAGGCAGCUCAUCCUGUCAUGAAAUUGUCUUUUUCAACACACUAUCGAUUAAAUGCCCUACUUGUUACUGUGUUGCUCAUCUGGCUGACAUUUAGUAUUUUUUUCCUCAAUAAUAACAUGAAACAUAUGUCAAAAGACCUACUUAUUGAGGGAACUGAUGGAUCAGCACUGAGAUCCUGGGGUGUGUUAAGGCAGAUAGAGCUAUUAGCUACUUUGUGCUGUGUGUUAGUUUCCCUUUCAAGUUUGCGACAAUCCAUCCUAACAAAAGUCAGUUUCUUGAGUAUCCUUUUUCAUGUGCAAUUGGUCACCUGCCACCAGAAUUCUAGGAUCCCAACAAAGUAUCUCUUAAUUGUCAAGAUCAAUAGGUUAAUUUGAAGGUCAUUUUCAAGCAUCCAUCUCUCUCCACUACAGCUGUCAUAUGAAAUGUGAAAACAAAAUGAACAUUUGUAUUAAUGCAGAUUAAAGCUGUAUAA
Messenger RNA from Oreochromis niloticus (Nile tilapia), 1221 nucleotides. RefSeq lists its product as uncharacterized. The transcript has 4 exons. The record is from RefSeq and is a predicted model, not a curated record. Bases 8 to 1123 code for a protein of 371 amino acids. Lineage: Eukaryota; Metazoa; Chordata; Actinopteri; Cichliformes; Cichlidae.